GACAGAGGACGCGGCGACGAGGCUGGCGAACGGCUGCGAAGAGCUCGUCUCGUAGAAACGCGCACGGGAAGCGACCCACUACGCCUGCGAGCUGCGAAAGCGACCAGUCCGCAACACGCGUAGCGCGUGUUGCCUGACACUUAGGCAAAGUUAGUUCGUAUCAUUCUGUCACUGUGCCUCAACAGUAAGUAACUAAUUUGUGCACAAGUCGAAUUCAGACUUACGUGGAAGGAAUGCGAUUUACACGGACAUUUGACAUGAAGGGGUUUAUUGAACUCUUGUGAUUUUACUUCUAAUAUGAUUGACUGCUAACCAGUGACUAUCUGUGAUCGUGUCCACUUAUCCACAACAUAUGUGUUACCUAUUCGGAACUGAUACGGAUUAAGCUCCACUAUUCUAAAUAAUACUGAGGACUGUUAAGGCAGAGUGGUUUGACUCAUAUACCGAAUCACCUUGUGUCACGAAAUAUCUAAGGACUCAAGUAUACUGAAAUGUGCACCGUUUGUUCUACUUACGCAUAUAAAAGAGACAGACCAUUGUUUGAGGAAAAAAUAUUAAGAAGCGUCACCAACAGUGUUGUGAAGCACACUACCUUUCAAUCUUGGAGGAAACCUUCCUGUUCCAUAUAAAUACCCCAACGUAAUACAUUCAAUAAUUCCAUCGGUUUUAUAUCAAGUGUCCUCAGCCAGACCUGCAAAAAUGUAAUCCAGACAUUCUUCCUACUACAGCACGAAGAUAAGAAGACAGUUAUGAACAUGGACAUUUUCGUCGUGUAGUUGGAAUCGUCCAUCGCCGACUGGGGAAACGCCCUCACUGCCUACCUGUUUUGCAAGCCGACAUCGCCGAGGUCGGUAGUUCACUGUAAGGAAUCAAGACGAAACUCAUGUAACAGCGGAACCGCUCUUGGUGUCAUCGUCUUCCAGUUCCUGUGAAGUCAUCUACAUAACAACCCGAUAAGAGCAGACGACGAGCUAGGCGGUGCGCUCAGCGCGGGGGCGGUCGCGGCGGAGGAGCCAUGGCCGAGGUGCCGGGGGUGCCGGGGCCGGUGCUGCUGCCCACAGCGGUGCCGUCGCUGCCUGGCGUCGCCCGCAACCUGUCCGUGCACAUUACGCGCAUCCUCAACUCCAGCCAGGUGAACCCGCACAUCUUCGACCAGUACAGCCGCAACCGCAAGCUAGACGACUCGGCCGCCUUCUACGGCCUCAUCGCCGCCUACUCGCUGCUCAUCCUGAUCGGCGCCGCGGGCAACUCGCUGGUGGUGUGCGCGGUGGCCCGGAAGCCCGCCAUGCGCACGGCGCGCAACAUGUUCAUCGUCAACCUCGCCGUCUCCGACCUGCUGCUCUGCCUCAUCACCAUGCCGCUCACUCUGAUGGAGAUCCUGACCAAGUACUGGCCGCUCGGCAAGCAGGUGUUCAUCUGCAAGAUGCUCGGCGCGUUGCAGGCGACUAGCAUUUUCGUUUCCACCAUCUCCAUCACUGCCAUAGCGCUCGAUCGCUACCAGGUGAUAGUGUACCCUACGAGGGAGAGCCUCCAGAAAGUGGGCGCCAUCGUCAUCUUGGGCUGCAUCUGGCUGGUGUCGCUCGUGCUCGCAUCGCCCAUGUUCAUCUGGAGGGCUCUCAAGAACCACGACAUCAACCUGCCCGACCUACCGUACAUCUCGUACUGCCUAGAGGAUUGGCCCGUGGAACACGGCCGCCUCUACUACUCGAUCUUCUCCCUCAUCGUCCAGUACCUGCUUCCCAUAAUCACAGUCACAGUGGCCUACUCGAGGAUAUGCCACAAGCUGCGAUAUCGCUACGUCAAUUCGUCCAUCGCCAACGGUAAGAGCGGCAGCGGCGACGCUAAGGCUUCCUGCUCCACGCACACGUCCGUCAGGCGCAAACCCAAAGACGGCCGGCGGAUGAAGCGCACCAACUCGCUGCUAUACUCGAUCGCGCUCAUUUUCUGCAUCAGCUGGCUACCGCUCAACAUCUUCAACCUGGUGAUGGACCUGUGGAACCCGCCGGUGCACGACGAGCAGACAAUGAUCAUUUGCUACGCGGUAUGCCACAUGAUGGGCAUGUCGUCGGCGUGCUCCAACCCACUGCUGUACGGUUGGCUCAACGAGAACUUCCGCAAGGAGUUCCACGAGAUCGCCGCCGCCGUCUGCCCCUGCGUCAAGAUGGAGGUGGUGCGCGAGCGCGUAGGCUCGCUGCGCUCCAGUAUGACGCGCCGCCGCCAUCGCCGCCAGGACGACGCAGACUCCAGACCUGCCACCGGCGUCGUGGCCGGCUCCACUGGCCGCACCUCCAGUCGCCGGAGCGAAGGUAGGGUCGAGAGCGUAUGUACAAAGCAGGCAGAAGAUAUUCGUAUUGGAUAUGUUAUCUUUUCAGAAAUAAUGAGGAAUGAUGGGGAAACAUGA
This is a messenger RNA of Schistocerca serialis cubense, 2401 nucleotides long. RefSeq names its product neuropeptide F receptor-like. Gene Ontology annotation, biological process: G protein-coupled receptor signaling pathway. Gene Ontology annotation, cellular component: membrane. The transcript is spliced from 3 exons. Bases 1016 to 2401 code for a protein of 461 amino acids. Lineage: Eukaryota; Metazoa; Arthropoda; Insecta; Orthoptera; Acrididae. The record is from RefSeq and is a predicted model, not a curated record. Gene Ontology annotation, molecular function: neuropeptide Y receptor activity.